CAGGCGGUCCAUCUACUUUGCGGAAAUCCACAUCGGCGACCUUUUCUGACAAGUCCUCAGAACCAUGUGGGCACGCGGCAUGCUCGGGUCGUUACCCGCUUUGAUUCUCCUCUCCGCAACUUCCACCAGUGCUAUCACCCUUGAUUGCAAGGACGUCUUGGUCAAAGACCAGCACUUCGACCUUUCCGAACUUGCCGGUCCCCAUGCUGUGCAUCUGAUCGAAGAAACGCCCCCGAGCCUUUCCAACACCACCUUUACCAUCGACAUCUGUAACCCGCUCAAGAGGACAAAAGGCGUCCCCAAAGACAACGAAUGCCAGACUGGCACAUACGCUUGUGGUAUUGAAUACGACUACAAUCUUGCCGACAACUCUAGUACCAUCAGGAGAGUCAUCCCUAUCGCCGGCCAGUAUGCAGGCUCUCAUGGCAGAUUCCUGGACCCGGAGUGGACCCGCCUGAAGAACUCAGCCUCCCACGAUGAUGCGAACAAGGAAGGCUUAAGAGUUGAGCUACACGGAGGAAAAUACCCGUUCGAAAAGUCCAAUGGUCGCCAGCAAAAGGCAAUUAUCGAGUUCCAAUGUGAUCGCAACAGAACCGGACUUGAGGGUGCUGAGGGUGACUCGCGCGAUAAGCUUGAGGAGGAAAAUGUUGCAGGCUUGCUGAUGCGCGACGAUACGGAUGAUAAGAAGGACGACAAGGAAAAGCCUGCCGAGGAUGCAAGUCUUCAGCUCGUCAGCUACAAGUCCGAGGGAGAGGGUGAUAAUGAGUUCGAUGUCCUGCGGUUGCAGUGGAAGACAAAAUACGCCUGCGAAGGCAUGACAGAACACAAGCCCUCUUCUGGCAACAAGUCCAGCAGUCACUGGGGCUUUUUCACCUGGUUCCUUAUCAUCGCCUUUUUGCUGAUCGCAACGUACUUGAUCAUGGGUUCUUUCUUGAACCGCAGCAAGUACGGCGCAGAAGGCUUUGACUCUGUUCCCCAUGCCGAUUUCUGGCGGGAGUUCCCUUAUACUGUCAAGGACUGGGGACGUUCAAUCGUUGGUAUGGUUCAGGGUCAUAGCAGUCGUGGCGGAUACAGUGCAGUUUGAGCGUUGGAAAUGACCACUUUUAUGCACAUCUUUUCGCCCUCCUUGAUGAGGCCUCUUCCGUUUCGUUUAUGCCAACUCUAGGAUUUCAACAGAAUAUCGGCAUUGGUCACGGAAACUGUCUUAUAUCUCGUGCACUCCGCAGCAAAACGCUGCAGCUGUGCGUUUACAUUCAGAUCUUCGAACUUGCAGGUUGCGGAGACACAAGGUGCUUUCGUGGUCAGCGCGG
Molecule: messenger RNA, 1310 nt
Organism: Aureobasidium pullulans EXF-150
Lineage: Eukaryota; Fungi; Ascomycota; Dothideomycetes; Dothideales; Saccotheciaceae
Exons: 3
Coding region: 65-1084 (339 amino acids)
Source: RefSeq, a predicted model, not a curated record